This is a messenger RNA of Uloborus diversus, 1286 nucleotides long. RefSeq lists its product as uncharacterized. NCBI's taxonomy places the organism in Eukaryota, Metazoa, Arthropoda, Arachnida, Araneae, Uloboridae. The record is from RefSeq and is a predicted model, not a curated record. The transcript has 3 exons. Bases 699 to 1286 code for a protein of 195 amino acids.
ACCCUUUGCUCUGUUCCUUUCAGGAGCUGAUUACUUCUCUUUCGUCCUGUCCCCAUUCCAUCCCUUUCACUAUUUCAAGUUCGGACUGUUGCUUUUCAAGAGCGAAGAUUGACGGCUGACAUCUGCCGCGCGUAUUUAUUUGGGUUGUUCAAGAGAAAGUGAAUUGAUUGGAGAGUACAUCGAACUUUUAUGCUCUUUCCAUUGGCAAAAGGAACGAGAUAUUAUUGAAGAAUCUCGUUAUCGAUUGGAAGUCGUGUUUAUUUUUUUACCGAAGUGAUUGGUGAUUGCAUAUUAGUGGAAUCUUCGAAAAAUUUGCGGGUGCCAUCUUUGCCAACGAUUUGCUUGAAUCCCUUCUUUUGCCAUCCAUAAAGAAACCCAAAUUCUGUAAGUUCAUCAAAUUAUUUGUUUUGAUAUACUGGAACAAUUCUUGAACGAAAUAUUAAUAGUUUUCUUUAGGAAAACGAAGUUUACUAGUUGGAUAUUAAAAAAGUUUUUGACUGUUGGGUAAAUUGAAGAAAGUGAUCUUCGAAGUUUUAUAUCAAAACUUGAUGGUACAGGAAGAAAAAUUACCAUUUUCUGAGUUUAUCUUCCCAUCUAGGUAAGAAUAAAUUGCCAUAAACUAAUAAUUUGAGUGCUCAGACAUUUUUUCCCCAUCAACAAUAUCAUAACCAAAAUCGUGCCAUCAUAAUCCAUUCAUAAUGGCCAACUGGAGCAUACAGUUCAUUUUUAUUUUAUCUUGUCUUUGUACUUUUCAUUGCCAAACCCCUGGUGCUAAACCUCAUCUGCCUUCGGACCAAACAGCAACAACAGAAAGCAAUGAAGUCAAGAAAGUUCAUGUGCGACAGGCUUGGAUACAAAUGGAUAAAGACUUGAAAUCUGGCGUGGGGAAGAUAAUACGCAGAGCCAUGCCAUACUUAAUGAAAGAAAUUUACAAAAAGGAUGUAACUGCCAGUUGCCUUGGAGCCCUGAUGCAGCUAUCUACAGCGUUGAGGCAGUCAAAACUAUGGGCUUAUAAAAUGCUGGACUCUUCGGGCAGGUUCCCAGAAGGUUUUCUGUCCGGCACGCUGACGUCAUUGGGCAACUACGAGGAAUGCGUCAAUAUCCACGUGAAUGAAACCAAACUCAAACUGCAAGGCCAGUACUGCACCAUCAGCCUCAACCCACCUAUUCCAUCAUGGAAGCCGUUCACCACCGUCCACUUCCCCAUGCCAGAACUAGUCAAUGUCUCUGGUCCAGACACGGCAGCAGUUGAAAAUUUAGAAACGCAAACUGUUCAGCAACAAUGA